Molecule: messenger RNA, 1785 nt
Organism: Mya arenaria
Lineage: Eukaryota; Metazoa; Mollusca; Bivalvia; Myida; Myidae
Exons: 1
Coding region: 1-1785 (594 amino acids)
Molecular function (GO): zinc ion binding
Source: RefSeq, a predicted model, not a curated record
AUGUCGCAGGAAAAAACAGAAUCACAACUAGAUUUUAAAUCUCGCACUUGCGAUCCGUGCAAAUUUGAAAACAAUGAAACUAAAGCGGAGGGGUUUUGUCGCACGUGCCGGGAAUAUCUGUGCAAGAAAUGUGAACAAUUCCACCGGAAGUUCCAAGCGACGCGGGGUCACAAAAUCGUCCAUGGCGUCCUCAUGCCGAAACCAGUCAAGACGACGAUGACGUCAUGCGAGUUUCACGAGAACAACGCGGUUCAGUACUUCUGCAAGGAACAUCACGACGUCAUAUGUGCAGACUGCAAGGAUUUGAAACACAAGAUCUGUCCAAGUGUUGUUUCUCUAGAGUUUUACCAGAGUACCGAAAUCGAGGAGCAGAAAUUUACCAAAGUUGCGAGAAAACUGAAUAAGAUAAUUGAUGACUUUAAAAACGUUCUUGAGUUGAGGAAGCAAGAUAAAGAUGAUAUUGACUCACAGAGAGACAAGUGUCAGAAGACAAUUUGGGAGCUGCGAGCUGAGUUCAACACUUUACUAGACAGGCUUGAGAAAGAUAUUCACGAAGAAUUGAAUGAGUUCCACGCAGCUGAGGUGAACCUGACACAGGAACAUCAACUCAUUUGCGAGAAAUCUGUAGAAAUUCUUGAAAAGGUUGUUGAUAAUGUAACUGAGGUCAGAAAAACAGAAGAGCCAUUAGCGGCGUUUGCUACAUUCACCAAAGCGACAAAGAAGGCUAAAGAGUAUAAACGCGUAUUAAAAGAUGUAAAAAGAGAUGCAAGAACUGUUGAAAUAAAAUUACAACCGGCGAGGGAACUAAUAGAAUCCAUGAAGCGUCUAAUAUGCCUCGGAAACUUGCAAACGCUGAUUGUUCCAAAAACCUACCAUUUGAAGCUCAAGAGGCUUCGCAAACCAAACAUGCGAGUCGUUGAAACGCUCGUGCACUCCGUCCGCAUGCCUGGCGACGAUGAAAAGCACGACUGUGAGGUUACUGGCUCAACUUUCUUACAGGACGGAAGUCUGGUCAUAUGCGACAAACACAAUAACAAGGUCAAGCUACUGGACCGACACCUUGCCUGCAAGUAUGAUUUGAAGCUGGACGGAGCACCGUGGGACGUUGCAGAGGUCAACGCUAACUGGAUUGUCACUACGCUGCCGUUCACGAAGAAACUGGUGUUCCUGAAUGCUGACGGAAACGAAGGUCUGAGAAAAGGUCGCACCAUACAGACGGAGAGGAUGUGCUGGGGAGUAGCCAUCUGCGCGGAGGACAUCAUCAUUUCAGUUCACGAUAACCCAGGACAUGGAAAGAUUCAUAUCCUUGACAAAAGAGGGCAUACAAAGAAAAUUAUCGGAGCAGAAGCAGAGCAGACGACAUAUCUGUUUGAGUUGCCGUCAUAUCUCGCUGUAAGCCAUGACGGUGAGAGGAUUUACGUUGCCGACGGUGAUGCUAAACGUACAAUCACGUGCAUUUUGAAAAAGAACGGAAACAUCGUCUAUGACUACAACGUGUCGCAGUUCGGAUACGCGAAAUCAACAAACGUUACUGAGAUGCACAACCCAUGGUCGUUCAAGAUUAUUGUCGAUGAGGAUGAUUACGUUUUUGCCAACCUGGGAGACAAAGAUAUGAUCCAGGUGAUAACAGACAAAGGCGUCAAGGGAAAGACAAUACUGAGGAAUACUGAGAAACUGUUCGGCCCUCACACAAUGUCUUACAGAGAGAUUGACGCCACACUUAUCAUUGGACUUUGGGAUCAGGUUCAGUCAUUCAGGUUUAAAGAGAUUGAAGUUAAAACAUGA